Molecule: messenger RNA, 925 nt
Organism: Pogoniulus pusillus (Red-fronted tinkerbird)
Lineage: Eukaryota; Metazoa; Chordata; Aves; Piciformes; Lybiidae
Gene: TAF11
Product: TATA-box binding protein associated factor 11
Exons: 5
Coding region: 43-711 (222 amino acids)
Biological process (GO): transcription initiation at RNA polymerase II promoter; RNA polymerase II preinitiation complex assembly
Cellular component (GO): nucleus; transcription factor TFIID complex
Molecular function (GO): transcription coactivator activity; protein heterodimerization activity
Source: RefSeq, a predicted model, not a curated record
GCCCCUGCUGGCUGCGUCAUCAGCCGGCGCCGCUGGCGGGGCAUGGCGGACCCCGGCGAGCCGGGCCGGGACGAGCUCACCGCCUCCGCCGACCAGGAGCCACCUCCCGCGGCCUCGUCCCCCUCGAGGGAUGGAGCGACGGCGGCCGCAGAGGAAGAGGAGGAGGAACCGGCGGCCGCCGAGGUGGCGGGAGAAGGCGAGGCGGCAGAAGCUAGCGAGGGCGGCGAGCCCAAGGCGGAGACGCUGGACGGGGAGGUGAGGAACGCGGAGGGCGAGGCGGUGGACGGAGAGGACCUCAGCCUGCAGCCGUCAGCGGCCAAGAAGGUGAAGCUGGAGCUGAAGGAGAGGAAGGAGAAGAGGCAGAAAGUGGACGAGGACGAGAUCCAGAAGAUGCAGAUCCUGGUGUCCUCCUUCUCCGAGGAGCAGCUGAACCGUUACGAGAUGUAUCGGCGCUCAGCCUUCCCCAAGGCUGCCAUCAAGCGGCUGAUCCAGUCCAUCACUGGCACCUCAGUCUCUCAGAACGUGGUGAUUGCCAUGUCAGGCAUUUCCAAGGUCUUCGUUGGGGAGGUGGUUGAAGAAGCGCUGGACGUGUGUGAGAAGUGGGGGGAGCUGCCCCCUCUGCAGCCCAAGCACAUGCGGGAGGCUGUCAGGAGGCUGAAGGCUCGAGGACAGAUCCCCAACUCCAAGUACAAGAAGAUCAUCUUCCACUGAGGUGAAAGCUGCUCCGGCUGUGCCCCCUGGGGCAGAGCUGCAGCAUGGAGCUCCUGCUGAGGUCUGCCCUGGGAGCCCAGCGUGGAGGUGGAGGCUUGGGGCCCUCUGCCUCAGCAGAGCAGGAGCAAUGCUCAAGGCCUCCAGUGCUCCCCCCCGGCGUUUCUGCGGCCCCAGAGCAGUGUCUGCUUUUGUACAUUAAACUGGUAUGUUCUUA